AUGCUCCACCUCACCUUUUCACGGAAUUCGUUCUUUACAAAACUGGAGGAAUCCUGGACAAUGAUACAAGAUGGGCAGGAAGGAAUAAAGCAGAAAUUUAAGAAUCCAAAGAACAGUUAUGAAGAUUGCUCCACCAGGGAGCAAACUCAGGUUACUCUUAUUCUGAAGGUUUUAGAGAACCCUAAGCUAAAGUUGCCAAGGCUGGAAGGACACCUGAACGCUCCCGACACGUUGAGAGAGAGAAAGCCAGUCGUUAAGAGCGGGGUGGUGGAUGAUCGGAAUCGUUCACAUCGCAGCAAGCCAGCAGGGACACAGGUGUGCGGCCAGGCCCCGAGUCACUCUAGCAGGGCCGGCUCUCGGGGCCCCCGCCCUAGUCUUGGUAAAUCGCUGCCGCCAGGCGCGGCCCUGCGCCGCCCGCGCCCCGCGGACGCUGCCACCCGCGCCACGCUGCGGCGCGCUCUGGCCACCUGGAGCCCAACCCCGGCCUCCGCCGCACACGAGCGCCCACGCCCCCGGCCCUGCCCGCCGCAGGUCCCCCGGCCUCCGCCUCGCUUCGCCGCCUCAGACCUGCCGGGUUCGUGGGGCAAGGGGGGCGCGCGUCUGGAGACCCCCAGCCGCCCAGGAUUCAGGGGCUCCUCUGCGCGCGCGAUGCCUGCACUCGAGGGCCUCGCGGGUGGGGCAGGCCCACGGACCACUCACCUCAGCUGGGUCAGAACCAAGCGGCCUGCUCUAAGCCGUUUGAAACCGCUUGGGCCGCCGCACACCCCGCAGUGUCCUCGUUCUUUAUUGGUCCUCGACGGACCGCCCAUCGGGCUUUUAUUGGUCCAUUUGAAAGGCCUGUGGGCACGCGCCGCCCGCAGCCUUAAAGGGGCCGCGCGCAGCCGUGUUUCCCUCUGGACCAGACGCCGCCUGCACGGGUGGGGACGCUGGUCGCUGCCGGGGGCAAGUCUGCCGACUCCAGAAAGAAAGGCGAAAGAUAGAUUGUGAAGCUAAGUGCUGUGAGGGAAACCAGAGGCAGCUGAGAUGUCGUGGAAGUAACAGCGAAUGAAGCCAGGAUGCUGGAUUCUGACUUUGGAACUGUUCUGAGAGGCUGUUUGAUGCAAGACUCCCACCUGCGGGUAUCAUAGUCCAGGGUAAGGCCAUUGGGCCAACCCAGGUCUGUGUUGAUGAGGACCUUCCGCUCAGAACCAUCCAAGUUUGCCCGUUCGAUCUUGGCAAUGUGGCCCCAGUCUGUCCAGAAGAGGUACCUGAGACACAACAGUGCCAUCAUCAUCAAGGCAUGGGAAGACAGCACCCAGAGGUUGAGAGAACACAGAGGACCCACUAACACCAUCUUUCCACCCAGCCCUUCUUCCCUGGAUCUCUCUUCUGCUGGCCAUAAACUUACCCCUUCCUGGGGAAAACAGCAAUGGCCCGGGGCUCAUCCAGGCUGUUGUUGAUCAGCACUUUGCGGCAGGAACCAUCCAGCCUGGACGCCUCAAUGGUAUUUCGACCUGUGUCUGUCCAGUACAGGUUCCUGGCCACCCAGUCCACUGCCAGCCCGUCAGUGGUCUUCAGCCCUUGCCCGAUCACUGUCUCCAUGUUGCUGCCGUUCAGGUCUGCUCGCCUUGGGGAGAGCCCAGUGUUGGAUGAGCAACCAGACUGACCCAGAAUAGAGUAGAACUCCUUUAACCCAUGUUCCCAUAACUGGACCCCACUGAACUGUAAGCUCCACAGGGAUAGAGACCAGGUAUCUAUGAGUACAUUCCUCAGCACCCAGCAUGAUAGAUGCUCAAUAAAAUAAUUGCAGAAUGAA
Gorilla gorilla gorilla (western lowland gorilla) is the source of this 1795-nucleotide messenger RNA. RefSeq lists its product as uncharacterized. The record is from RefSeq and is a predicted model, not a curated record. Lineage: Eukaryota; Metazoa; Chordata; Mammalia; Primates; Hominidae. The transcript has 6 exons. The coding region runs from base 1 to 987 and encodes 328 amino acids.